CGCAGGCGCGCAGGGAGUGCGCGGAAGUGGCGUCGGAGAUACUUUAGGGACGGGUCCUGCGGAGUAAAAAGACGCUGCUCGUCGCCUGAGGAGGGUGUAGGCCUCCGUAGGCCACCAUGAACCGGCUCCUGGACGACUACGACCCUUACGCGGUUGAAGAGCCUAGCGACGAGGAGCCAGCUUUGAGCAGCUCCGAAGAUGAAGUGGAUGUGCUUUUACAUGGAACUCCCGACCAGAAACGAAAACUUAUCAGAGAAUGUCUUACUGGAGAAAGUGAAUCAUCUAGUGAAGAUGAAUUUGAAAAAGAAAUGGAAGCUGAAUUAAAUUCUACCAUAAAAACGAUGGAGGACAAGUUAUCCUCCCUGGGAACAGGCUCCUCUUCAGGAAAUGAGAAAGUUGGAACAGCUCCCACAAAGUACUAUGAUGAUAUAUAUUUUGAUUCUGAUUCUGAGGAUGAAGACAAAGCAGCACAGGUGACCAAGAAAAAAAAGAAGAAACAACACAGGAUUCCAACAAAUGAUGAAUUACUAUAUGAUCCUGAAAAAGAUAACAGAGAUCAGGCCUGGGUUGAUGCACAGAGGAGGGGUUAUCAUGGCUUUGGACUACAGAGACCACGUCAACAACAACCUGUUCCAAAUAGUGAUGCUGUCUUGAAUUGCCCUGCCUGCAUGACCACACUGUGCCUUGAUUGCCAAAGGCAUGAAUCAUACAAAACUCAAUAUAGAGCAAUGUUUGUGAUGAAUUGUUCUGUUAACAAAGAGGAGGUUCUGAGAUACAAAGCCUCAGAGAACAGGAAGAAGAGGCGGGGCCAUAAGAAGAUGAGGUCUAACCGUGAAGAUGCUGCAGAGCAGGCAGAGACAGACGUGGAAGAAAUCUAUCACCCAGUCGUGUGCACCGAAUGUUCCACCGAAGUGGCAGUCUACGACAAGGAUGAAGUCUUUCAUUUCUUCAAUGUUUUAGCAAGCCAUUCCUAAACAAGGCAGCUGGCAUUUAAUUGCCCAAUACUGUAUAUAAGAUAAAUAUGGACAGUUAUUUUCCUCCUGCCUAUUCAUGUCAUUAAGUGACAUUGUGUUGUUAUUUGAGGAAGCAGUAUUUUAUCUUUAUGAAAAAGAAUAGUUAUCAACCUUCAUCUCUCCCGCUUUCCUUUUUCUUUCCUUUAAUUUUCCCCCAAUACUGAUGGGACUGAUUAUUCAUUCCCUUUUUGAUGGACAUUUGGAAACAGUGGGGCUUUUUAUUUAUUAAAGCUCUUUAGAAUUAAAAUGUUCUGGAGUUUUAAG
Lemur catta (Ring-tailed lemur) is the source of this 1277-nucleotide messenger RNA. RefSeq names its product E2F associated phosphoprotein (gene EAPP). Gene Ontology annotation, biological process: positive regulation of cell population proliferation. Bases 117 to 974 code for a protein of 285 amino acids. Gene Ontology annotation, cellular component: nucleus. The record is from RefSeq and is a predicted model, not a curated record. Lineage: Eukaryota; Metazoa; Chordata; Mammalia; Primates; Lemuridae. The transcript has 6 exons.